Messenger RNA from Rhizophagus irregularis DAOM 181602=DAOM 197198, 524 nucleotides. NCBI's taxonomy places the organism in Eukaryota, Fungi, Glomeromycota, Glomeromycetes, Glomerales, Glomeraceae. The record is from RefSeq and is a predicted model, not a curated record.
AUCCAAUAAAAUUUUUUUUUUUUUAAAAAAAACUAAAUUAUAAAUAAUGAUUACAUAUUUCUUUUCUAUCUUAUCGUACCUUACAAAUAUUAUGAGUGUAAAAGAUGUAAAAGAAAAAACAAACGUAGUAAAAGGUAGUCAUCUAGAAUUAAAAAAUUUGUAUAAAACUGAUGAAAAAGUUGAAAAUUUUCGUGAAAUAAGAAUUAAUAUGGAAUUUGAAGAUUGUAAAUAUUGUAGAAAAUUGACCGAUGAAACGCGAAUCAUAAUUUCAAGAUCAAAUCAUGUAAACGUGUCAUUUUUUUUUCAAUACUGUAUAUUCGGACCAGAUUUCAUGAUGUUUAUAAAACAAAAAGUAUACUUUAUAAAAAUGUAACGUGGCGUAGCUAUUAGAUUUUCGAAUAAUCAUAGCGUUUCUUAUAUAAAGUAGUUACUUAUAUAAAGUAGUUAUAAAAAAAAUAAUUUCAUUUAAUUGUACUUUUGAUUCGAGAUAGAAAUAAUAUAUUUUUCAUUUUUUUUUUCUUUUC